AUGUCUACGAACAAAGCUGAAGGCCGUCGCGAGGAUGCUCUCGCAAAACAACGGAAUCAAGCACGCGAGGAGUAUGAGCGACAAAAGCAGCAGCUCAUCAAUGAGACAGAAAAGGCUCGGCCCUCCAACGCUCGGUUCAUCGGGCAGAAUGACUCUAUGGAAGACUCUCUAAAGAAGAGUACAGUUGGUCUUGUCCGGUUGGAGGACUUCCAGCAGAGGAGGAAGGAGCUUGAGGAGGCAAAGGCUCGUGAAGCUGCGAGGACUGAUGAUCUCAAGGAAGACCAGAAGAAGGUGAAGAAACGCAAGAAGGCCGCGAAGGCUACUUUAUCCUUUGCUCUCGACGACGAGGGCGGUGAGGAAGAGGGUUCUGGAUCGUCCACUCCAAACCUAGAGCUCAAUGGGGAGAAACCUGCGAAGCGAGCUAAAUUCCGCAAAAAUCCCAACGUGGACACCUCAUUCUUGCCUGACAGAGAGCGUGAAGAGGCCGAGCGGCGUGAAAGGGAAGAGCUAAGGCAGGAGUGGAUAAGAAGGCAAGAGGAGAUGAAGCAAGAGGAGAUAGAGGUCACGUACUCCUACUGGGAUGGAAGCGGACACAGGAAGAGUGUCAUAUGCAAAAAGGGAGAUGAUAUUGGAACUUUCUUGGAGAAAUGUAGACAGCAGUUUCCCGAGCUGCGCUCUGUUAGUGUGGACAACUUGAUGUACAUCAAGGAGGACUUGAUCAUCCCACAGCACCACACAUUUUACGACUUCAUCAUCAACAAGGCACGAGGGAAAUCUGGCCCUCUGUUCAACUUCGAUGUGCACGACGACGUCCGUCUACUCGCAGAUGCGACCAAAGAGAAGGACGAGUCUCACGCCGGGAAGGUCGUUGAGAGGAGCUGGUAUCAACGAAAUAAACAUAUAUUUCCGGCUUCUCGAUGGGAGGUGUUCGACCCGGAGAAAACCUAUGGUAAAUAUACUAUAGCAUAG
Messenger RNA from Heterobasidion irregulare TC 32-1, 969 nucleotides. RefSeq lists its product as uncharacterized. Lineage: Eukaryota; Fungi; Basidiomycota; Agaricomycetes; Russulales; Bondarzewiaceae. The record is from RefSeq and is a predicted model, not a curated record. The coding region runs from base 1 to 969 and encodes 322 amino acids. Gene Ontology annotation, cellular component: nucleus. The transcript is spliced from 6 exons. Gene Ontology annotation, biological process: chromatin organization.